CAGGAGCCGAUUGCGAGUCAGGCACGGAGCUGUCCAACCUGCAGCAUCCUGAUCAACCGUACAGACCGACACUCCCGAGCUAACACGGGCAGCACCGAGACACACAAGACUAAGGAUACAUUGGCAUUUAGGGCAGUGAGAUGUCUGAAAUGGUCAGUGUACAUGGGUGGAUGGAGGAAGCUUUGAGCUCACAGGAUGAGUUAAACGAAAGUCAAGGACAACCUACAUAUGACAUGCUGUCGGGUCUGGAUCAUGACGAACAUGGGAGCAUAGAUGGGGAAGAGGAGGAAGAAGAAGAGGAGGAUGGGGAAAAACCAAAGAAGAGAGGACCCAAGAAAAAGAAAAUGACAAAAGCAAGGCUGGAGAGAUUUCGGGUACGGCGAGUUAAAGCCAAUGCCAGGGAGCGUACAAGAAUGCAUGGGCUUAACGAUGCACUGGACAACCUAAGGAGGGUCAUGCCUUGCUACUCCAAAACACAGAAGCUGUCAAAGAUUGAGACACUUCGGCUGGCCCGGAACUACAUAUGGGCAUUAUCGGAGGUGUUGGAAAGAGGACAAACUGCUGAGGGUAAAGGUUUUCUUGAAAUGCUUUGCAAAGGACUUUCACAGCCAACAAGUAACCUAGUAGCUGGAUGUCUUCAACUGGGACAGCAGACAAUGUAUUUGGAAAAGCAUGAAGAGAAGCCACACAUAUGUGAAUCUACCCUUCCAGGUCACACCUACAGUUAUCAGUCUCCAGGUCUACCUAGUCCGCCAUAUGGUAACAUUGAAGCUCACCACUUGCAUUUAAAACCUCCGUCAUUUAAAUCCGCAGUGGAUCCGUCUAUGGUUAAUCAUACCUUAAACUGUACCACUCCACCAUAUGAUGGUGCCCUUACUCCACCUCUAAGCAUAAGUGGGAACUUUUCAUUGAAGCAAGAUGCUUUGUCAGAUAUGGACAAGUCAUUUGCCUUCCGUUCUCACUAUACAUCUCUUGGGCUUGGUGGAUCCCAUGGGCAUGGGUCACAUUUUCAAACUACAGUUCCACGGUAUGAAAUUCCUAUAGACAUGGCUUACGAAUCAUACCCCCACCACACCAUUUUCACUGAAUAAAUGUUCUUAACGAAAGUGACUCUUACAAAA
Spea bombifrons (plains spadefoot toad) is the source of this 1121-nucleotide messenger RNA. It is a transcript of the gene NEUROD4, whose product is annotated as neuronal differentiation 4. Gene Ontology annotation, biological process: nervous system development; regulation of DNA-templated transcription. The transcript is spliced from 2 exons. The record is from RefSeq and is a predicted model, not a curated record. Gene Ontology annotation, molecular function: protein dimerization activity. NCBI's taxonomy places the organism in Eukaryota, Metazoa, Chordata, Amphibia, Anura, Pelobatidae. Bases 141 to 1091 code for a protein of 316 amino acids.